AGUGCAGGUACUUGUUAAAGGAGGGGCUGCCGAGGGGAGUGGGGCCCACGGUGGUGGGAUGGGAAUUGCACCAUCAUCACCCGCGGUCUGAGAGAGAGAGAGAGAGAGAGAGGAGUCCCCCUGUGGGGGCAGAGGAGACCUGGUUGCGCUGUGUGUGGAGAGCAGUCAGGACGUGGCGUCACACUGCAGAGGGGGUUCGCCAUCCUGAGGUCCCGGUGACGCACAGACAGAUGCCUCGUCUUGUUUUAUAAAGUACAAUUAUUAGGUGCCAGGAGUUUACUGCAGACUCCGGGAUACAAAGGGACAAGAGCAUUGCCAAAGCUGCUUCUGGUGCAAUCUGACCUGCGACUGGACUGAAAACAAGGGGCAACUUUGCUUAACUUUUUGAGAGAGAUUGGUGACACAAUGUUGGCUGUGAUGGUGGCCAUGCUUCCCCUAUUGUGCCUGUCUCAGUGUCGGGAACAAAACGGUGCUUUUUACUUCAAUGGGAAUGGCAAUGGAGAGUAUUUUAAUGGGGUGAAACUGCACAUUGAGGCCCCGAGGGACAGAAUCUUCGCUUAUCGCGGCGAGAACGUGACGCUGACCUGCCGCUUCCACUACCAGCCCGAGCUCAACGCCACCCGCAAGGUGCGAGUGAAAUGGACCAAACUGAACCUGGAUUUCACCAAGGAGAGCGACGUGAUGGUGGCCAUCGGCCUGCGGCACCGCAGCUUCGGGGAGUUUAAGGGCCGUGUGUACCUGAGGCAGCGGCAGCCGCGGGAGGUCUCGCUGGUCAUCGCCGACGUCAGGCUGGAGGAUUACGGGAAAUACAAGUGUGAGGUCAUCGACGGCCUGGAGGACGAGAGCAGCAUCGUGGAGCUGGAAUUACGAGGUGUGGUGUUCCCCUACCAGCCCAGGCACGGCCGUUACCAGUUGAACUUCCAUGAGGCGAAGCGGGCAUGUGAGCAGCAGGACGCGAUGGCAGCCUCCUUCGAGCAGCUGUUCCAGGCCUGGGAGGAGGGUCUGGACUGGUGUAACGCGGGCUGGCUGGCUGACGGCUCGGUGCAGUACCCCAUCACCGCGCCGAGGGAACCCUGUGGUGGCAAAGACAUCUCGCCCGGCGUACGGAGCUACGGGCAAAGGCACAAGGACCUGCACCGAUUCGAUGUGUUCUGCUUCGCUUCCACUCUGAAAGGGACGCUGUACUUGCUGCAGAGGCCGGGGGGCAUGAGCUUCUCCGCCGCGGUGACGAUGUGCGAGGAGGAUGGCGGGCAGAUCGCCAAGGUGGGACAGCUGUUCGCUGCCUGGAAGUUCCUGAGCUUCGACCGUUGCCAGGCGGGCUGGCUGGCGGACGGCAGUGUCCGUUACCCCAUCGCCUUCCCCCGACCCAACUGUGGCCCCUCGGAGCCCGGGGUCCGCACCUUCGGCUUCCCGGGGAAAGAGCACGGCCGCUUUGGCGUUUUCUGCCACAAAACCAGCUAAAGCCGAGCGGCGGGAGCCAAGCCCAGGAGCCCGACCCUCCGCGGGUCAAACGUAGAAACAAAUUAUUAUUGUUAAGAGUUUAAAGUCCUGUCUGCCCCGUCCUGGUGUAGUGGAGAGCAGAGUCCCUGCCCCUGGCCCUCACCCCCUCCUUAACCCCAACCCCCUCCCUGCCCUC
Callorhinchus milii (elephant shark) is the source of this 1636-nucleotide messenger RNA. RefSeq names its product hyaluronan and proteoglycan link protein 3. Gene Ontology annotation, molecular function: hyaluronic acid binding. The transcript is spliced from 5 exons. Lineage: Eukaryota; Metazoa; Chordata; Chondrichthyes; Chimaeriformes; Callorhinchidae. Gene Ontology annotation, biological process: cell adhesion. The record is from RefSeq and is a predicted model, not a curated record. The coding region runs from base 406 to 1461 and encodes 351 amino acids.